AAAGCCGACUUGGCCGGCGAUUUUGUGUGCAGUAUGUUUCAAUCUUUCGCAUAUAUAUUAUUCAAAAAAACACCUGUUGUGAUCAAAUAAGUCAAAAAGAAAAACAGUGGAUGCAUAUUCUUUAGUUUUCCAUUUCCUUUUUGGUUUCAGUGUUUGGUGUUUAGUUACUAUGCACUAGAGGCGUUUGCAGAAUUGCCUGAGCUAGUGAACUGGUUUCAGUUUCUGCAGCUUCUCUUGUUUUUCCCCUAUUCUUUCCAUGAGUGCAGAGAGGGAGAAACAGCCAUUGAUGGAUAGUUCGAGGUUGAGGAGAGGGAGUGUGAGUCUUCCAUGGAUGUCCCCUACAGGAUCAACACUGUGGUCAGGUGAAAAGCCUUCCAGAGAUUCGCGGUUAAGCGAUGAUAGACCAGUGAAUGUGAAAGUGGUGUUGCGUUGCAGACCACCAAGUGAGGAUGAGGUGAGGGCAAAGGCUCCACUAGUGAUAUCAUGUGAUGAGGAGAAACAAGAGGUGUCUGCAAUCCUAAACAUGAAUGCUAAACAGACGAAUCGUACUUUUGUCUUUGAUAAGGUAUUUGGUCCAUCAACUCAACAAAAGGACUUGUACAACCAAGCUGUAGCGCCUCUUGUCGAUGAUGCUCUUGAAGGAUAUAGCUGCACUGUCUUCGCGUAUGGCCAAACCGGAACUGGGAAAACAUAUACAAUGGAAGGGGAAGGAGGGAAGGAGAAGAAUGGGGAAUUUCACAAGAAUGCUGGGGUGAUUCCAAGAGCUGUAGAGCAGAUUUUCAACAGUUUGGAGUCUGAAAAAGCUGAGUAUAUGAUGAAGGUGACAUUCAUAGAGCUUUACAAUGAGGAAAUAACAGAUCUGCUCUCCCCAGAAGAGGAUUCGAGAUCAUUCUCAGAUGAGAAGCAGCUUAAGGCAGUAAAACUGAUGGAAGAUGGCAAGAGUGCUGUCUUCAUCAGAGGCCUGCAAGAGGAGAUAGUGUCGAGUGCAGAUGAAAUAUACAGAAUUCUCGAGAGGGGUUCUUCGAAAAAGCAUACUGCAGAGACUCUGCUAAACAAACAAAGCAACCGCUCUCAUUCCAUAUUCUCCAUCACGGUGCAAAUCAAGGAAUGUGUAUCAGAGGGGGUGGAGCUGAUCAAAUGUGGGAAACUGAACCUAGUUGAUCUUGCUGGAUCAGAGAACAUUCUGCGCUCCGGUGCCAAAGAGGGAAGAGCGAGGGAAGCUGGUGAGAUAAACAAGAGUUUACUUACACUAGGUCGAGUCAUCAAUGCAUUGGCUGAUCACUCUGGGCAUGUUCCCUACAGGGAUAGCAAAUUGACGAGGCUAUUAAAGGACUCAUUGGGAGGAAAGACAAAGACCUGCAUAAUUGCCACAGUUUCUCCAUCUCUUCAAUGCUUGGAUGAGACUCUCAGUACUCUUGACUAUGCAUUUCGCGCUAAAAUCAUUAAGAACAGACCAGAGGUUAACCAGAAAAUUGUAAAAUCUGCAUUCAUCAAAGAUCUAUGCGUUGAGAUGGAUCGCCUAAAGCAAGAAUUACAAGCAACAAGGGAGAAGAAUGGAAUUUACAUACCCCGAGAUCGAUACCAGUCUGAUGAGGCUGCUCAGAAGGCAAUGGCUGAAAAACUGAGACUCAUGGAACUUGAUCUUGAGCUAAAAAACAAGAAAAUUGUAGAACUUGAAGAUUUAUAUAGUAACCAGCAAAAGUUGACAGCAGAUUUAGGUGAAAAACUCGCAAUGGCCAAGACAGAACUCAAGAAAACUGAACAAUCCUUAUCAGAAGUAGAAGCUCAAUACAGUCAAGCAAAAGAAACCAUUAGACAGAAGCAGUAUUUGGUAUUUAAUCUCAUCACAUCUGAGAAGGCACUUACUGAAAAAGCAAUUGAGCUUCGAGCUGAGCUAGAGAAUGCAGAAUCAGAGGUAUCCAGAUUAUGUUCGGAAAUAGAAAAUAAUAAUCUUAGAGAGCAAAGAAACCGAGUUCUUCUCCAGAACUUCCAGAAUCAAUUGGCACAACAGCUUGAACUUUUAAAGACAGAUGUAGCAGCUUCUGUAUCACAAGAGGCACAGCAACUGAAAGCUGUACAAGAAAACACAAAAUUAUUUUUAUCUGAAAAGUCCAAGGCAACUGAGGAUUUUCAGAAUCUGCUCCAGAAGCUAAAAGAAGUUUACAUGUUUGAUGUCCAAAAUUUGGCUGACAUAGCAGAAGAACACUGUAAAAAUUGUCAACUGGCAUUUGGAAAAUUUACAUCAGAAGUAUCGAAGCAUUCGUCUUCAAUUAUGGAUCUUGUUGGAAAGAUUUCCUCAGACAUUGUUUCAAUACUUAAUGGUCUAGAACACAACCUUAAUGGUCUGGAAGUAAAGAUGAAGGCAUUUCUAGAACAGGAACAACUGAUUCAAUCACGAACAUACCAAGCCACUAAUUUAAUUUCUGAAGUUCUCUUGAGUUUCUUCAAGAAUUUAAACACGUCUGCCUCCAACUUGGCACAUAUGGAGGAAGAAUCACAAAGAAAGAAUAGUCAGCAAAUUUGUGACAUCAGAACGAAGUUUGAGGAAAUGGCUGCAAAUGAAGAAAGGGAUAUAUUAGAACAAGUGGCAUUGCUCCUUGCAAGUUCAAAUUCCCGGAAGAAACAUCUUGUUCAAACAGAACUCGAUGCCCUUGAAAGGUCUGCUAAUAGUAGAACCAGCAAUCUAAAUCAGGAAUUUUCAAAAAUCCAAGAUUGCACUAGUUCUACUCAGGAUGAAUGGGCAAGUUUCAUUGAAGCAACACAUGCUCAUCGUAUAGAGGAUAGCACUAUAUUAGAAACCUGGAAAGGUGGCUUAGAAGAAAGCUUAAGAUGCUGUGUUAAAAAUUCAAAUGCAGUUGAAGAGCAAUGGAGGAAUGCUCAAGAAUCUCUUAUUUGCCAACAUACUAGAAAUACCAACUCCAUUGACUCCAUUGUUAAGAGUGAAAUGGCAAGAAAUGAACAGGUCCAUGCUCGAGUUUCUGCCUGUGUUUCAUUCAUACUUGAGGAAACUGAUCUUGCUAACAAGAAUCUUCUUUCUUCUACAGAAUAUUUGUUGAAACUGGACCAUGGAGAGUGUGAGAAGAUCAAAACAUGUGUAGAUCCAUGCAUUGAGGAUAUGAAUGCAAUGGAAAUGACUCAUUCACACAAAAUUUCUGAGAUUGCCAGUAAUGCAGAAAGAGUUUUGAUAGAUGAUUACAAGGUGAGUGAAACUUUAGAUUCAACUCCAAGGAGGAUAAAGUUCAACUUGCCAAGCAAAGAAUUCAUAGAGAACCUGAGAACUCCCUCAUUGGAGUUACUGAAGUCAUUCCAGGAAGGUGGAAUUGGAGACCACGCUAAUGGAGAUGUAAAUAUAAAAUCAGAAUCACAUAAAAUAGCCCAGAUGGAUGCCGGAUUUUUCUCUCUAUAAUGUAAAGCUUGCCCUUGUCCACAAAGGCACAUCUUGUGUUCUUGUAAAGGGGUAAAUCACAGUCGCGAUCCUGUGUUCUUGCCCACAAUCUACUAUAUAGAAAUCAACUAAGGUAUCUGUGCAGACUAAUUAAAAGCUUAUUUAGGAUCUUCCUUGUUAAACAAAUCUUCAUUUACUAAAUUUGCAUAUAAAGAGGUGAUGUUUGA
This is a messenger RNA of Ipomoea nil (Japanese morning glory), 3612 nucleotides long. Its product is annotated as kinesin-like protein KIN-5D. Gene Ontology annotation, biological process: microtubule-based movement. The record is from RefSeq and is a predicted model, not a curated record. Gene Ontology annotation, molecular function: plus-end-directed microtubule motor activity; ATP binding; microtubule binding. The transcript is spliced from 22 exons. The coding region runs from base 257 to 3406 and encodes 1049 amino acids. Lineage: Eukaryota; Viridiplantae; Streptophyta; Magnoliopsida; Solanales; Convolvulaceae.